This is a messenger RNA of Magnolia sinica, 2802 nucleotides long. Its product is annotated as chloride channel protein CLC-c-like. Gene Ontology annotation, molecular function: voltage-gated chloride channel activity. Lineage: Eukaryota; Viridiplantae; Streptophyta; Magnoliopsida; Magnoliales; Magnoliaceae. Gene Ontology annotation, biological process: transmembrane transport; chloride transport. Bases 71 to 2425 code for a protein of 784 amino acids. The record is from RefSeq and is a predicted model, not a curated record. Gene Ontology annotation, cellular component: plant-type vacuole membrane; intracellular membrane-bounded organelle. The transcript has 7 exons.
AAAGGGAGAUUUUAUAUUUUCAGAGAGAGAGAGAGAGUAGAAGGAAUUCGUGCAGCAAUCGAGUGAAUUGAUGGGAGGAGACAUGAACGAUAUUGAGAGUGUUGGAUUUGAAGUGAAUGAGAUGGAGGAGAACGGUUAUGAAGUCGAAGUGAAGGAGAUGGAGGGGAACAGUUCGGAUUUGUUGGAAAAGGAUGCAGCAAUAACAGAGCCAUUGCUGAGGUAUAGGAUCAACACCUCUUCUCAGAUGGCCAUCAUAGGCGCCAAAAUCUGCCCCAUCGAGAGCUUGGACUAUGAGAUUGUGGAAAAUGAUAUAUUCAAACAGGACUGGAGGUCGAGGAAGAAGGUUCAGAUAUUUCAGUAUGUUCUACUCAAGUGGACUUUUGCACUUCUUAUAGGCUUGGCGACGGGGCUCGUUGGCUUCUUUAAUAAUCUUGCGGUCGAGAACAUUGGUGGAUUCAAAUUGUUGCUGACAAGCAACCUCAUGCUUACGGAAAGGUACUAUCAGGCAUUUGCAGCACUUGCUGGUUGCAAUUUGGUUUUGGCAACUGUUGCGGCGGCCAUCUGCGCCUACAUUGCACCUGCCGCUGCUGGGUCUGGCAUACCAGAAGUGAAAGCAUACCUCAAUGGUGUGGAUGCUCAUUCUAUAUUGGCUCCCAGCACCCUCUUUGUUAAGAUUUUUGGUUCCAUCAGUGGAGUUUCCGCUGGAUUUAUUAUAGGAAAGGAGGGACCUAUGGUACAUACAGGAGCAUGCAUAGCCUCAUUACUUGGACAGGGCGGGUCUCGCAAGUAUCAUCUGACAUGGACAUGGCUUAGAUACUUUAAAAAUGACCGGGACCGUCGAGACUUGAUCACUUGUGGGGCAGCUGCUGGUGUUGCAGCUGCCUUUCGAGCUCCGGUUGGCGGGGUCCUCUUUGCACUUGAAGAAGCAGCUUCAUGGUGGAGAAGUGCUCUUCUCUGGAGGACAUUUUUCACGACAGCCGUAGUUGCGGUGGUACUGAGAGCUCUCAUCAUAUAUUGCCAAAGUGGGAAAUGUGGGUUAUUUGGGGAAGGAGGAUUGAUCAUGUACGAUGUCAGUAAGGCCACUACCACAUAUAGCACUCCAGAUCUUCUUGCGGUCAUUGCCAUUGGAAUCAUUGGGGGCCUUUUUGGAGGCCUAUACAACCAUCUCUUGGACAAGAUCCUCCGCACCUAUAGCAUCAUCAACAAAAGGGGACCCAAAUUCAAAAUCCUCCUCACUAUUGGCAUUUCCCUCCUCACCUCAUGCUUAUCAUACGGCCUUCCCUGGCUAUCCAAGUGCAAGCCCUGCCCCUCUGGCCUAAAAGAGCAGUGCCCCACCAUUGGCCGCUCAGGCAACUUCAAGAGCUUCCAAUGCGCGGCGGGCUACUACAAUGACCUAGCCUCCCUCUUCCUCAACACCAAUGACGACGCCAUCCGUAACCUCUUCAGUUCCGGCACCGAGACCGAGUUCCACAUCUCCACCCUCUUCAUAUUCUUCGUCGCUGUCUACUGCCUCGGCCUAGUAACCUAUGGCGUUGCUGUCCCAGCCGGCCUCUUCAUCCCCGUCAUACUUGCAGGGGCCUCCUAUGGCCGCCUCGUAGGGACCCUCAUCGGGUCAAUCUCCCACCUCGACACUGGACUCUUCGCUCUCCUUGGGUCCGCCGCAUUCCUCGGCGGGACCAUGAGGAUGACAGUAUCCAUUUGCGUCAUACUACUCGAGCUCACAAACGAUCUCUUGAUGCUCCCAAUAGUAAUGUUAGUUCUACUCAUAUCAAAAACAGUAGCAGAUAUCUUCAAUAAGGGUGUUUAUGAUCAGAUUGUUAAAAUGAAGGGCCUUCCUUACAUGGAAGCCAGUGCCGAGCCGUUCAUGAGGAAUUUGGCAGUGCGGGAUGCUGUGUCAGCCCCGCUCGUGAGCUUCUCUGGCGUGGAGAAGGUAGGCACCUUACUACACGCAUUGAGGACGACGGGCCACAACGGGUUCCCUGUGGUUGAUGAGCCACCUUUCUCCAAUUCACCACAGCUGUGUGGGAUAGUGUUAAGGUCACAUUUACUGGUGUUGCUUAAGGGGAGGAGGUUCUCAAGGGAGAGGAUUGAGGCUGGGGAGGAGAUAUUUCAACACUUUGACGCUGUGGAUUUCGGCAAGGCCGGUUUGGGGAAGGGGGUGAAGAUGGAGGAUUUGGAGAUAAGGGAGGAGGAGAUGGAAAUGUUCGUUGAUCUGCACCCAAUUACAAAUGCUUCGCCAUGCAUGGUGGUGGAGACCAUGUCGCUGGCGAAGGCCGCUGUGAUCUUUCGUCAGCUUGGGCUCAGACAUAUGUGUGUGGUGCCUAAGACUACAGGGAGGCCUCCGGUGGUCGGGAUUUUGACGCGGCAUGACUUCAUGGCGGAGCACAUCCUCAGUCUCUACCCUCAUUUCAAGCCACAGAAGUAAAGUGAUUGAGCUGGGCAGGCAUGCUUCUAAACUAUUCUAAUUGUCUCUUUUUCGUGAAUACAACCCUUUAUUUUUGCAACAAAACAUAGUUUGGAAGUGCAUCUUACCCUCGAUAAGGGGUGCCAGCAACAAUACGAAUUUAGAUGAUGUCAUUUCCCUUGUGACAUUAGAGUGGCUUUGCAUGAACCAUAUCUCAUACAGUUACAUUUACACAUCUUUUUUUUAUGGGGUGCAAAAUGCACAUCAGAGUCUCUUGUGAUUGUAUGUAAUCAUUUCCUUUUGGUAGAACUACCCUUUUGUUGUAUUUGAGAAAUCAACUGAAGAUUGCAUAUAAGGGCUUUUAUAUUCUCAAUUCUAUUAAGAGGUUGUUUCAUCUA